Messenger RNA from Acaulospora colombiana, 891 nucleotides. NCBI's taxonomy places the organism in Eukaryota, Fungi, Glomeromycota, Glomeromycetes, Diversisporales, Acaulosporaceae. The record is from the annotation of a GenBank genome assembly.
GAUCCAGAACCCCUACAAGAGAGCUUGGAGCUCAGAAACGCCCCAAGUAGCUCUUCGAUGAGACCAGAACGCCCCUCAUCCCACCAUUCAUCUAGUUCAGCGGACCAGUCCUCCCCACAAUCAGAGGCUAAACCCCGGCGUAGUGCUACGCCUGAUAGUGCAGCCGCAUCCGGUGACGUUUCGAAGAUAGCAAAAUCGAGUCUCGCCACCUUGGGGAACCAUCAUGCCAGCUCGUCGAGAGAUAGCAACACCAACAACGUAGAAUCCUCGAAAAGCAAUGCUGAUAAUGAUUCGAAAUAUCUAGGUACCGGAAAAGGCAGCAUAUCGACAGAUAUCAACAACCGCACGAGCUCCACCACAAGUAAACGAACUGCAAAUGAACCGGUUGAACAGCCUUGGAAAGCGCACGUAUUGCAGAGUAAUAGAUCAAACUCUCCUGCACGGUCGCCUCCACGGGCUAAUGCUUUGACGUCGAAACAGACAACGGCGGACAAGUCUGUUAUUCCAAAGCUCGCUGAACCGGAGAUAGUGCCAUCCGAAUCUUCUUCAAACCUCGAUCCUAACUCUUCACUAUCCAUGGAAUCUGCCGCGUCAAGUCAUCUUACGUCACAAUCUGCUCGGCCUAGAAGCCCAGUCCUAUCGCCACAACCGAGAUCGCUCUUGCAAGCUGCGACUAACUCCAGACGAGACAGGUCACCUGUGAUCAAUCGAAAUGGCUCUCCAUACGCACAGAGCAUCUCGCCCGUACCUGGGCAAGUCUCGGAAUCCGGCAGCGGCAUCAUGUCAUCUCGUAGCCCAGUUCAAUCGCCUGCGGCAUCUCCUUCCGCUGAAAUCACAAACCCUCUUUCACCUCGGUCCAACACUACCUCAUUACCUGUGAAGGUUGACGAG